GUUACUUCGUUUUUCUCCGUUUUCAAUUUUCGCUCACGCGCUACCUGUGAGAUUGUUUCUUAAUUUUGCCUCUCUAAACUAGUUUUUCUCGUCCUUGUCUGAAUUUCGUUUAUUGCGGUAGCCUGAGAUUGGUUUUCUUCGCUAAUCGACAUCAAUCUCCGCCGCCAGGGAUUUUGUCAUCAUCCGAUGCCUUCCUCUUCAAGCCCACUUAAGCAUGUCUUCUGGUCAGGUGAUCUGCCUGAAACGCUUUUCGAUGGUAAUCGAUACCCUAGUCAUCCUGUUCGUAUCAAUUCUUACUCAAGACCACGCUACCUUAUUGACAUUUUAAAUAUCUUGAAUGGUAUGUCUGAGCUAGAUGUGUUAUUGGCAUCACCUCUCGGUGCUCUUUUCUCUUUGCCUGUUCGCCAAUGUGCAAUGUCUGGUCAGCUAGUCCACCAGAUGUUAUGUCGGCAGCUUCAUACUGAUAAUAGUGAUGAAACUUGGUUUCUUUUUGCGGGCCAACCAAUCCGUUUCUCUCUCAUGGAGUUUGAACAAAUUACUGGUUUGUGUUGUGCGCCUUUCCCGGCUGCUUCAGAUCUUGAACCUGUAACAACUCAUUCUGAAGGUUCUGCUCCAUACUGGUAUACAUUGAUUGGUCGUAAGCUUGGUGGUGCAACUGUUGAAGAUCUUCUUUCUUUGCUGAAGUCUGAUGCGAACAUGCCUGCGUGGAGAAAGUUUAGGCUUGCAUUAAUUGUUAUUGUUGAAGGAAUUUUACUGUGCAGAAAGUUUAGGCUUGCAUUAAUUUCGUGUAGUGAUCGGCGAACGGAUUUGAAGGAGCGUCCAUCCCGCCCUUGUCCGCUUAAGGCUAGGAUUGAAAUUUCACACGUUUAAAAAUUCCCUUUCCUAUAAGCAUUGAUAGAAAGGCUGGAUCAAACAAAUUUCUGGGGAAAAAGACUCUUUUUAACAAUAACCCCAAAAUAAAAUAAAUUGACAGCACUAACUUUAUCAGCUAGGGUUUGUCUUUCUUAAUUUAUGGGAUACUAGUAUAAUAGUCAUAG
Messenger RNA from Capsella rubella, 1037 nucleotides. RefSeq lists its product as uncharacterized. The record is from RefSeq and is a predicted model, not a curated record. NCBI's taxonomy places the organism in Eukaryota, Viridiplantae, Streptophyta, Magnoliopsida, Brassicales, Brassicaceae. The transcript has 3 exons. Bases 187 to 870 code for a protein of 227 amino acids.